Trichoderma reesei QM6a is the source of this 3531-nucleotide messenger RNA. RefSeq lists its product as uncharacterized. The coding region runs from base 220 to 3531 and encodes 1103 amino acids. Gene Ontology annotation, biological process: error-prone translesion synthesis; error-free translesion synthesis. Gene Ontology annotation, cellular component: nucleus. The record is from RefSeq and is a predicted model, not a curated record. Gene Ontology annotation, molecular function: DNA-directed DNA polymerase activity; damaged DNA binding; deoxycytidyl transferase activity. Lineage: Eukaryota; Fungi; Ascomycota; Sordariomycetes; Hypocreales; Hypocreaceae. The transcript has 3 exons.
AAUGGUUCAUGACACGAGUCGCAUGGCAUCGGAUGUCCAAAUGAUGUCAAUUUUCACGUGUCGAACGACUCUCCUCCCCUGCUUCAUCGACUGAAACUGUGGCGCUAGGUCACGGACGGGCGUUGCUCUUGAUAUGGGCGACCGUUCAUCUGCCUAUAGCUCGAGCCAACCAAUGUCCGAACCCUCCGGAAUACUUCAGGUCUGCUUCUGCUGGGCAAGAUGAACAGUGUUCUGGAAAAGAAUUCCUCUUCGGUGAGGAAGCGCAUUGAGAAUCAUACCUUUGAGGACGAGGAGGGCGAGGAGUAUGAGGGCAGCGAGUUCAAUGGCUUUGGCGACUAUUUCCGUCGAAAGAAGAUCAAGCUCCAAAACCUGGAUGCCGACAUACGCGCAACAUCCGAUAAGCCACCGAUAUUCAAGGGGGUAGUUGCUCAUGUUAAUGGUUACACCCAGCCGCCUCUACACGUCAUUCAUCAUGAGAUUGUUCAGCAUGGCGGUGGAUUCCUCCAGUAUCUAGACUCGAAAACCAUGGCCACGCACAUCAUCACAGCGACCCUGCCCCCAAAGAAGGCCAUCGAAUUUAGCCGGUACAGGAUUGUGAAGCCUGCAUGGGUUGUCGAUUCAGUAAAGGCUGGUAAACUCCUGCCAUGGGCCGACUACAGAGUAUCGAGCGAGAGCCCUAGCCAGAAAAUCUUGAAGUUUGAUAGCGACAGAGGUCUUACUCAGUCCAGCCCAGCGGCUAGGCGUGGAUACAGGGAGCAGACGGACAAUAGCUUCUACACGAGCCAGAUCAGAGCUGAAUCGCAUAGCCAACUAGCCAUUCAGCUUCCAGAACAGUCGGCUUUGUCUAGCCGAUGGCAAAACGACAUCUCUGACAUGCUGCCGCAAGGCAUGGAGAACCUCGCCGCAACAGCGCAUGAAGGACAGUUGCCACUCGAGGCAGCCGCUUGGGAUAUCCAGGGUGAAGGGGUCGAAUCCGAACAGCAUGCAGCGGCUGAGCCGAUUGGCCAGUUGGACGCGUCGAAGUCGCCGUCUAAGAAGAUGACGUCGGAAGAGCACAACGCUUGGCUCUUGUCGGAUCCGAGAAUAAGAAAGUCUUCUACCGCUAAUCCCGACUUUCUAAAGCAAUUCUAUUCGGAGAGCAGGCUGCAUCAUCUCUCAACAUGGAAGGCAAACCUGAAAUCAUCGAUGCAACGACUGGCAGCCGAAAAGGGACUCUCAAACAGAAAGACCAAGAACCGGCCUGGUUUGAGAAAGUACAUCAUGCAUGUAGACUUUGACAGUUUCUUCUGUACAGUGUCCUUGAAGGGCCACCCUGAAUAUGUUGACAAGCCCUGUGUUGUCGCCCACAGCACAGGUGCUGGAUCGGAAAUUGCGAGCUGCAACUACGUUGCUCGGAAAUUUGGAGUCAAGAAUGGCAUGUGGAUGAAGAGAGCUCUCGAACUCUGUCCGGAUCUCAAAGUCCUGCCUUACGAUUUCCCGGCGUACGAAGAAGUCAGUCGUCAGUUUUACGAGGCCAUUAUGGAAACAGGUGGCAUUGUCCAGAGUGUAAGCGUCGACGAGGCCUUGGUUGAUGUCACUGAUGUCGUACUUGCGGCAGCCCAAUCCCGCGGCGUUGGCGUUAGUGAGGGCAGUCUCUGGAGAGAGCAGGCAAAGGUCGACGAGAUGGCGCUGGCUUUGCGCAACAAGAUUAAAGAGCAAACCAACUGUUCCGUCUCAGUGGGUAUCGGUGGAAACAUCCUGCAGGCCAAGAUUGCUCUGAGGAAAGCAAAGCCUGACGGACAGUUCCAACUGCGACCCGAGCAAAUCCUGGAAAUCAUCGGCGAUCUCAAGGUUGAAGAGUUGCCGGGGGUGGCAUACAGCAUUGGUGGGAAGCUGGAAGAUCUGGGCGUCAAACUCGUCAAGGAUCUCAGAGACAUUUCCAAAGAACGCCUAGUUGCGGUCUUGGGCCCCAAGACCAGUGAGAAACUGCAUGACUACGCCCGCGGCAUCGAUCGAACAGAGGUUGGGGAACAACCCCCCAGGAAGUCCGUGUCGGCAGAGGUCAAUUGGGGGAUCCGCUUCAUCAACCAAGCAGAAGCCGAAGAGUUCGUCUACGACCUCUGUAAGGAACUAGAGAAACGUUUGGUGAAUGAGCAGGUCAAGGGGAAGCACCUCACAGUGAAACUCAUGAGGCGCGCUCUUGAUGCCCCUCUUGACCCGACGAAGCAUCUGGGACAUGGAAAAUGCGACUCUUUCAACAAAAGCUCGGCUUUUGGUGUUGCGACGCAUGAUUAUCAGGCCAUUGGCAAGGAAGCAGUUUCAAUAUUGCGUUCAUUCAAGUUCAGCCCCGGAGAUCUACGUGGAAUCGGCGUCCAGAUGACAAAGUUGGAACCGAUCAAGUCGAAUGCCCUCGCCCUGGAUGGCAGCCAGAGAAGGAUAGCAUUUGCUCCAUUCCCAGACGACGCGAAGAACCGACAAAUGGAUGAUCCAGAACGCGGGCAUCGGGCAGAUGAGCCUGUCACACCUCAGAAACUCAAGCCAGCACAUGGCUCUAACGCUCCUGAUUCAGGUGGCUCAAGAAGUGCGCAUACCCAACGCAAGGUCUCGGGCACCCAGUUCUUGUUACCGAGCAGCCCUGAUCCUGCGGUCUUGGCUGAGCUGCCCCAAGACAUUCGUGCCAAGCUUAUGGCCCAGCGUCCCAAAGGAGCUGCCUCCGAGCUUCAGAGGAAGGCUCUCAGGUCAAGAUCUCAGAGCCCCAUAGGAGCAGACUUGCUGUCCUCACAGGUCGACUUGGAGGUGUUUAAUGCGUUGCCAGACGAUAUGAAAGCCGAGGUGCUGGCGCUAUACGGACGGAAGCCGAUGGAGCCUCUACCACAACCCUCACCUAGAAAAACCGAAACAACUCGUUCCAGGAGGCCAGCAACUCCAACAAAACCCAGCACGUCCCGUGGAAUAUUCGGCAAGAUGUCUCGCCAGCGAGACGCUCAAGCGGGAGUUAUUCAGACCAACUUCCGAAUGCCCGCACCCGCAGAGGCUCGGCCAGAAGGGGUCGAAGAACUGGAUCCCGAAUUCCUCGCUGAGCUUCCGGAAGACGUCCGAAAAGAAGUCAUUGCCGACCACAGACGCCGAGUUCUAGCACUGCAGUCGGGAUUAGAGAUGCCCGUUACGAGAAGCCAUCACGAGACGAGUGUGCUCCCCGGCGGACAGAAAACGAUAGAGUUUCCCAUAUUGCCGCCAGUCAUUGCGUUUUCCGGCUCUGUCACCUCUGCAGCGGAGAUCAAGGACAUGGUUGAUGCGUGGCAUGCCCAGACUAGAAAGGCCGGGCCACACAAGCGAGAUGUCGAUGUUUUGGAAAGAUACUUGGUGAAAGUCAUUAAAGAGGAACGCGAUUUGAGCAAGGCAGUCAUGCUGAUCAAGUGGUUGGAUGUCGUGGUUGAUCAGGACGGUGUCGAUAGCAGAGGCCGCCGAGCUUGGAAACUGGCUGUGAAUGGCAUCAAGGCGGCGAUGCAGGCUGCUGUUGAAGAAAGGGGCCUGGCGCCCCUGCAGAUAUGA